CAACUGGUUUACGCCUCACGUCUGGACAAGAAGAAGCUUUAUAAGUCAAACUUUCUCAACGUUUUGCAGAAAUAGCGUUUGAUUUUGCUUGUCAGGAUGUCGUACAGCUUAAGUAAGUAGCUUGUGUUCCUUUCUGUCUUUUUUGCUUCGAUAUAAUGCUUUACAUAAUGGGUUUUUAGCCGUUUUUAUGAAGAUUAAACUCACAGAUAAUUCGACCUGGCAGUGUUUAUUAACCACUGUUUGCAAUUCUCGGUCGAAGCUGCGGGUGUUUAGACUGUGUUAGUGUUAAAUACUGAUCCUCUGCUCUCUUUCUUUAAAGAACACACAUUUGCUGCGUUGCCUCGCACUCAGAGAGGCAGGAGGCUUUGCAUCAAAGGCGAUCCAAAAGGAAAAUAUAUGUUAUAUUCGCAUAACAAAGGUGUAAUAAUCAGAGAUGUUGAGGUAUUUUAAUUGUUUUCAUUACCAUAUGUCUCUGUUGCAGUGGUAUGUAGAACUUGGAUAACAAAUUUGCUACCUAUCUGUUAGAGAAAUAUGGGUUUCUAUUACAUAUUUUUGUCUUAGAUGGUUUUAAUAAUGAAAGCUACUUUGAAUUCAUAUACCGGUGUAUCGUAAUUAUUUACUAAUUGUUUCCUGGUUGAGUGGUUAGAUGAUUGGGAGGUGGGAUGAGUAAAAUAGUUUUGUGACAUGUUCUGAGAGCAAGGAGUUUGCUGCAAUUUUUAACAUUCAUACAACAGGUGAUAUUAAAUACACGACAAGUUUUCUUUAAAGUUAUGCAUCAAAUGUGUCUAGAAUAUACAUUCUGUCUACAGCCCUCGAAAACGAGGUCGGCAUUUGCCUACCUAUGAACCUCCCAAUUUUUGUCACACCAUUCUUUUUGGAAAGUGUCGUGCUGUAUAUGGCUGUGAUUACUGUGUAUCUGAUAAUGCUGUUGAAAUAAUUUACAUUGUAACCUGUGAAAAUGUUCCACACCAGAAAAUUAGUUAGUUUUGUUUAGUGGUGCACCGGAUAUAGUAUCCGGCCGGAUAGCAACAAAAUCGUACUAUCCAGUAUCCGGCCGAAUAUUUACUAUUAUCCGGCCAGAUACCAGAUAUUUUGUUUUUCAUGAAGUGUACUAAAUUUCUGUUAAUUGAAACAUACUAAAAAAAUAGAAACCCAAAAAAGGACAGGUGAAAAAGGUAGCAACUGAUAUAAUUAAUUGAAUUAAUUAACUAUUCGCGGCAUUUGGCACCAAAAGCCAUACUAAAUCCCAUCGCUCAAAAACUUUCGGAAGUUUUUGCAAACACAUGAACAGUGGAAAAAGUUAAAAACAGAUUUUUAGUUAACCAUAAUUGAUUAUUUACUCAAAAAUUCAAAAAAAUAGUGUCACCUUCUUCUGCACUAAUACAUGGAUGAGAAAAAUCCUUGUAAAUGUAUAUUAUAUAUCAAGUAUUCAAAUUGAUAAAAUAUCUGGAAUCUGGCCGGAUUUUUUUCACAUAUCCAGCAAAUCCGGUAUCCAACCGGAUAGUAAAAAUCACUAUCCGGUGCACCCCUAGUUUUGUUCCAGUAGUGUCAUAAUGGAUCAUUCCGGAAAAAUGUCUAUACCUGUUCUAUGGGGGAUAUUGAAAAUUAAUUCCCCCUUCAGAUGUCCUAAUACAAAUGCUAUUAUCAGAACAGAUUUUUCUCCUUUUGCGGACAGCAGAAAUUUCCUCUGUGGGUAGAGUAUGGAUUUUGUCUGGAAAUCUUGACCAAAAUUACUGUCCUCAAUAAACUAUCCAUGAUAGAGAGGUGCCCAUUGGUGUCGGUAAAGAAAUGUACAACUAUAUUAGUAUUUAAUUAUUUACCUUUGUGAUUAACAAUAAACUAUCCAUGAUAGAGAGGUGCCCAUUGGUGUCGGUAAAGAAAUGUACAACUAUAUUAGUAUAUUAAUUAUUUACCUUUGUGAUUAAGAAUCCAAUGAAUGCAGAUGUUUAUACAGAGCAUGCUCAUGAAGUAUUUUCAGCUUGUUAUGCCCCAAGUGGUUUCUACAUUUGUUCUGGAGGUAUGACACACUGUGGUAACAUUGUCUUAUUGCAAUUAUUACUGUAUAGCAGCACAACAUGUACAUUGCUGUGCAUCAUCAGACAUGAAUCACAAGAUGGCAGUCAGAGGCACAAUUAUGUAGAAAGCCUUCGACUCUAUGAGGUUGAGAUGCAUCCUUCACAAUUCAUUUUAGCUUUCAGUUGCAAGUAAGGAUAGUCCUCCCAGUUUCCCACUUACAUUAUAGUUACUAUAUACACAGUAAUAAAACUUGAUAUGUAUUUUAAUUUAAAUAGUUUUCUUACUAAUAAGACUAGUAUAUAUGUUAUUCACUCUCAGAUGCUGCUGGGAAAGUAAGGAUCUGGGAUACAACGCAAAAGGAGCAUCCAUUAAAAGCAGAGUAUCAACCACUUGGUGGUGCAAUAAGAGAUAUUGCUUGGUCACCCGAUAGCAAGAGGAUUGCAGUUGGAGGAGAUGGCCGAGGAUUGUGAGUGAAUACAUAUAUUGUUUAUUCCACACUAUAGCUAGGCGUCAUACAAUACUUCAUAAUAUUUGUGUAAUGUUUUGACAGCACUUGACCCCUCGUUCGAAGGGGACAUUAGCAAAAUUGAAUGGUAAUGUAAUGUUGAAAGAGAGUUAACUUAAUUCUUGCAGGGCAAAAUGCCCCCCCCCCCCCCUGGUGAUGUUAAAUGUAAAAUUAAUAUACCCACGAACUGUCAAACCCAAAUUUUGUCCAACCCAAAUUCCUCCCCCACAGUAUGGCUGGAUUAAAUUAAGCAUUGGUGAAGUAUUACAUUUUUAAGCAUGAAUUUGAAGUGUUGUGUUUUUAAUGAAAUUGUUUUCCAGGUUUGCACAUGCUUUCCUUAUGGACACUGGGUCAGGAGUGGGUCAAAUGAUGGGUCAUGCAAAACUUGUCAACACAAUUGACUACAAGUCAACUCGGCCAUUUCGUGUUAUUACUGCAAGCGAGGAUUACAGCUCGGGAUUCUAUGAAGGACCUCCAUUCAAACUCAAGUUUACAAACAAGGUAUAAUAACAACUGUGAAACCAAAUAAAAUGCACAAAGUAGUGUGAAUUGAAGCUUAAUCCAUUGAGUGCCAGUGCUCUCCUGUUGAUAAGUAAAAUAAUCUGGCAUUAGACAGAAUAAAAUAAUAAAGUAGGGAGCAUUAGAAUGCAACUGUAGACACAUGGGCAGAUGACUGAGAUGAUCAGUGCUCUCUCCUUGACAAGUAAAGUCAUCUGGUGUUAGGGUAAAAGUAAAAUAAUAAUUAAGUAUUUGACUUAUUAUAUAAUAUUUGUGGUAUCAAUCUAUCAUUUUAGGAGCAUCAAAAUUUUGUCAAUGUCGCCAGAUUUUCACCAAAUGGAGAACGAUAUGUCACCGGAUCAAGUAAUGGCAAGGUAUGUUAUCCAAAUUAUUUUUCAUCUUUAACCAAUUCUAAUAAUUAUUAAUGUUAAUUACCGGUACUACAGCUGUAUUUUUAUGACGUAUAGAGCAUUGGUAACAUAUUGUAUUUUAUAAUUCUGUAGCUGUUGAUGUAUGAUGGGAAUACGGGUGAACUUACAGGGGAAAUUGGAAGUCCAGCACACAAAGGAGGCAUUUAUGAUGUAGGUGCAGUACCACACAUGUGCUAUGCCAGGCUCUGAAAUCUGCAGAAUCCCCAUAUCCAUAGGAUACUAAAAUUUGGUUUUGAAUACCAAACAAUGAAUAACUUGUUCCCUAGUUGAGGGAUGCCAAGAUUUAUGGUAACCAGUAGGAUACAGAAAAGAAUUUAAAUUUCAGAUUUUAUGUGGAAGAGUAUGAAUAAUAAACUGUUUUAAGUUACAGUCUAAUGUCAAGAAGAACAAUAGCACCAAGUCAAGACUUACUUUACUAUAGAAACAUUAUAAUUUGUAUAGGUAAUCAUGCGAUGAGUGAUGUUUCCAAACAUCACAUGAUUACUUGUUUAUAUUAGCAUAUGACAAAAUUGGAUACUUCUCCGUCAACAUCAUAUUCUCUUGCCAAAGACCAGUUCUGCCAGACUUUCAGCCAAAAUUUGGUACUUUUGUUCGUAUUUUCAUUUAGUUCUUUUGUCAAAGCAAAAUUUGGUGCUUUUGUUCGUAUUUCAAAAUACCUUUCUGCCAUUUUCUUUGUUUUGUGAAAAUCAUUAAUUGUACUGCAGUACAAUUAAUGAAAUACCUUAUUAUAGGAAAUUAACGAUACACUUUAUUAACGCGACAUAAAUUAACGCGACAUCAAAUUAACGCGACAUCAAAUUAACGCGACAUCAAAUUAACGCAGAUUGCUUCCAGGUCUUUUAAAACAUGAUUAUAUUAACGCGAAUCUGAUCUCCAUGGUUGAUAAAUUAAUUAAAUUAACGCAAAUCGGAAACUAUAGACACAACAACAACAACAACAACAACAAAGGUUUAAUGUUAAGAGGAGCACUGAUGUUUUUAGUUUACGUUAAUAUGCUGUAUUUUGAUAUUAAAAGAGUUAGUGUUAUAUAAAACAAAUCUAGGUAUUUUUAACUAACGAUAAAUGAAAAUUACAUACUUAAAAUUAACGAUCACAUAAAUUAAGUGCAUUGUUAAUUUCCUAUAAUAAGGUAAUUGUACUCCUCUCAACCAAUCAGCAUCCAGUAAUUUUGUCAUGCUAAUAAUAAAGCCAUGAAGUGUUGUUCUCAAGCUAUUGUCUGUGGGCAGUCGACUGUAAUUUGGAAUGAUUGCCUAUUCCAUUAAUUGUACAUGUCAUUGUACCUGCACAGAAACAUCUAUAAUUAAUGAAUUCAAACAUGCAUAUUAUUGAACCAGGUCUCCUGGAGUGCAGACAACAAGCAUUUGCUCACAGCCUCGGGAGAUAAAACUGCAAAAAUCUUUGAUGUAGAUGGAAACACCUGUGUUCAGUAAGUAUCAUGGAAAACAGAACUACGGACAGUAUAUAGAAACCGUUUCUUGUAUUAAGCUCUUUUUAUAGCACAGCCUUAUUAGAUUACUAGAUAUAGAAAGAUCAUCAAUUACAUGCAGUCAAAAUAAAUUACAAAGAAAUUUAUAUUAUAAUAUGAAGUGUGAAUUUUCAGACUCAAUGAGAAUUAAUGUGCCUUCUUGAAACUUGCAACCAAUUUUAUCAGGGAAUUUCCAAAAGAAAAUAAAAAAAUGUACAGUGUGAGAUCAGAAGGUUACAAUCAGUAUGCAGCAAAACGUGAAAUUUCCACACCAGUUCACGUAGUGAAAUUUCCAAUAUAUGAAAAUAUAUAUUUAUGAUGAAUUUGCAGUAGACCUUAACUAUUACUUUGAAAGCAAAUUCCUUAGUCAUUUGCACUUUCCUUUGCUUGGUUUCCAAAAUUCACACUCAUUGCUUUGUAGGGAAUUCACAUUUGGUUCAGACAUAUGUCAUCAACAAUUAGCAUGUCUCUGGAUGGGUGAUUAUCUUUUGACUGUUGAAUUAUCUGGAUAUAUUAACUACCUCGAUACAGACAACCCAAGUCAACCAAAGAAAGUUUUAAAGGUAUAAAAUAAUACAAGCUCUAUUUGACAUGUGACAAUGUGAACAACUUUGAAUGUUGAUUCUCGACCGCAUGUAAAAGGUUCUCUGUCAUGUAAAAACACUUCUCGACCUUCCCUCAAAAUAUCUUAUCUUUCUCAGGCCUUACGUUUACACAGUUAUGAAUGCUGAAAGUUGAUAUCCUUUGAGUAACUCUCCAAGACCUCCAAGAACUAAAAAUUUGGGUUUUUAAUCUGCAUGUAAAUAUUUAAAUAUUUCUCAUCGUCAUUUAGGGUCACAACAAAAAUAUCACAUGUUUCACCAUUACUGAAGAUAAGAAACAUAUUUACACUGCUAGUUAUGACGGACAGAUUUGUAUCCUUUAAAACUUGUAAAUUAUAGCUUAUUGUUAGCAAGGCGAGGUUAGAAAGCUUUACCGACAGUAAUACUGGGCACAUUUGACCUUUUUUUGUACUCGUCUAAUGACGUCCUUUUCAUGUGGGUGAUUGUAUAUUUUCAUGUUUCAGUUAGGGGGAUGCAGUAGGUUUGUGAUUGCGCCUUGGCUAGCACAAUUGUCAGCACAGCCGCCUGUUUCCUCAGAGAUCAUUGUGCGUAAGAUAAGACAUUCAAACACAAGUGUACAUGUUAUACAAUAAUCAGGCAAAUAUAGUUAGUGAUUCGUCUUCGUGAAAACGUUCGUAUUCGUCAAUAAUCUUAAAGGCAUGAAUCUGAUGAAUGAUAUUCCAUUCAUUCAUUGCUUAAAGUUGAAGGUUCACGGAUAUAAUUUCCUCGAGUUAUUAAAGAGAAUUAAAAUUAAGUAAAGGACGUUGUGCUUUACUGUGCUGAUGAUUAAAACCCGUCGAGUUACGCCCCAAUGCACCCUAUUUUACUCUAACGCCAAAUUAGUUUACCCUGUCUAACGUCGUGAUCCUAUUUUUAUAUCGAGAUCAGUGCCAAAAGAUAUAAACAGUUGUAAAUCUUAACUAGUUCCCAGACUGCUGGGAUGUGAGUACAGGAUUGUGCGAGUCGCUUGCUGGAAAACAUCACUCGAACCAGGUCUCGAAGAUAGCUAUUCAUGGAUCAAAUCUGUAUUCUAUUAGUAUGGAUGAUUCGUUCAGGGUAACUUCGACUGAAACAAACGAAUACAGGUAAAUUGCGCGAAAACUUGAUCUUCACCUAUAUAAGGAAGAAAUUAGUUUUCUUCUGCCAUGCGACCCGGCCUUGCCCGCCAUUUUUGGGUCGCAAACCUAGCAGCAACAUCGAGGACUGUUGAGGAACAUAGUUUGGCCUGGUUAAGGCCUGGUUGCAUUGCAUUCACGACGCAACGGUUCAACAGUCUGGUCUAGUGCUGUUAUACGUCAUGAACCAACAAGAUUGAGAUAAUUACCAGUGUUGGCUAUCACCGUCGUGUUUACUCAUGGUGAUUCAUGUUGAUGCGUUUCUAAGCAAUGUCUCUGUUGUUUUCUUGCAGUGGAGAAAGUGUAGCCUUUGAUGCUCAACCAAUCAAUCUAGCUGUUGGCAAGGAUGGUUUAGCAGUGAUCAUUUGUAUAGAUAAAACGGUAAAUGAGUCUGUAUUUGCUCGUCAUGUUACUGUAUGUUCAGUAUUAGACAUGUUUUGCUACUUUGGUUUAAGUGAAUGCAAUCCGCCAACUAACUACAAAAACAACCCAGCAGUGUAAAACCUCCAGUCUAGUGUCUUCAUUAAGGGGUGAGGAACAUUGGCUCGUGAAUGUAAUUUGUUCUGGAAUUAAAGCCCGUGGAUGUGAUUGUGAAGGCUCGUUCAAACGUGCCCAACAUCGUGGAUUUGUUUUUAGCAUUUUAUUUGUCUUGUGAACUGAUGGGUGAUGAUAUGUUCAUCCUAUUCAAAAUUUUCAUCCAAGUCACGGAUAAAUAUAACACAAAAAUGUUGUUUCCCUGUAGAUUGUUGUCACGCGAAAUGGGAAGAAAGUUUCAAGUAAGAAAUUUGAAUAUCAACCUUCUGCAGCAAGUAUUCAUCCAAACCAAACAGAAAUUGCAGUUGGAAGUCAAACGGUAUGUGUUACUGAAAUGUAUACCUGUACUAUGAAUUAUGUAAAAUAUACAGUGAACGAAAACAGUUUUGUACAAUUAGGCUUUGUACACGGGAUGUUGUGUGCUUGCGGUAUUUCACUCGUUCCAACAUUGUUUAAUGAUCAUGUUUCGCUCGCUACUCUGGUUUAAAUAAAUUAUUACAAAGCCCAGUCGAAUUGUAAUCAAGACCCAACGUUUCGACACUCCAGUCUAGUGUCUUCAUCAGGGGUGAUCUAAAGUUGCAAUCGUGGCUUCUCAAAUGAGAUACAUGUAUUCCUCUGGCAAAUAGGCACCGUCAUCCCUAUAUUCAAAGCAUGAUUACUCUUUAUGUGUCACGCUUCUAGGCAUGGUCUUUGACCAUAGCGAUUGUUUGUGGUAAUUACUUUAGAGUUUUCCCACGCAAUCUCGUGUUUGGUGUAACAUACAUGUUCACCUAAAGCUGAUUUUCCCUUGUCUAAAGUAGAAACAGCUAUUUGAUGUUCUUUUAGCCGUGUACCAAACUGGCGUUUAGACUGACCCAAAUACUCCUUCUCGCAGUCACCGUAUGAUCACUCCUGAGAAGACACUUUGGGUCUUGAUUACAAUUCGACUGGGAUUUAUAAUCAUUUAUUUAAACCAGAGUAGCGAGCGAAACAUGAUUGAUAUACCUGGUUGCAGUGAACGAACAAACUUAAUGUUGUUGAAUGAUGGGGGAAUGGGGCGCAAUGCAACUUACUGGGUUAAAUAAAAUCACACCCGAUCCAACAUCAGCCAAUAUUACACAACAUAUUGUAGUGUUGAAAUGAGCUCAAUAUUGAGUAAUGUCAGACCAACAUGUUGGUCUCGUUUGAACGAAUGUCAAUGUCUAGGACUAUAAACUAAUCUUUCGCUUUCUUCCUCCUGUACUAGCAAAACAAACAUUUAUAAUACACGAACUGUAUGUCUGUAUUUUGGAGAAUGAUGUAAAUAUUUAUUUUACAGGCAAAUGAACUGUAUGUGUAUAGCUUGGAUAAUGAUACAAUCAGUGAUCUAAAACACACAGUCUCGGACCUAGCUCGUGAAAUAUCGGUGCUUGAAUAUUCACCAGAUGGAGCUUUUCUUGGAGUUGGUAAUGCUGGCAAAGAUGUGAACGCUUACGUAACGACAGAUUAUCAGGUAAUUACCGAUCUGAUCCACGUCAUCUUUUCCAUAUAUCAAUUUUAUAGAGAGCUCAAGCAAGCGACGUUUUUCACAACCGUAACGAAACCGAAGGUGUUUGCCAAGUACAGUUCUCCGUGAUUCAAGGCGCUUUUUUCUAGCACGCACUAGAGUCAAUGACAUGCAUGCACAUGUCUGCUUUAUGUACAAUAAUGUAUGCACCAAAAGCAAGUAUAACAUAAACUUAACAUGUCCUUAACUUGUUUGUGAAAGACGCUCGACAUGUUUUAAGGCGCAUGUUAGGCGCUCGUUCGCCUUAACGUCUUUCUGGUGUAUGUUAUUUUAGGAAUUGUCUUUGGGCUGGUGCGGUCACAGUAGUCGUAUAACGUCUCUAUGUUGGACCUCCGAUUCACAACAUCUCGCUUCUGGCUCGCUUGAUACCAACGUUUUCAUUUGGAGUGUUGAAUCGUCUAAGAAAGUCGUCAUUAAAGGUAUGUGUAUAGUAGUACUGACUUCAACCCAGUGCCUGAGUGCCGUGUUCUUUCAGUGUCAAGCUGAACCCGGCGUUGCCCCCGCCCCUAGGGUACACCAUCCUGCAUUUAUAAGGACGUACAGCCACCCCUCAGUAGCUAAGAUAUUACAAGCAACAGUUCUGGUGAAAAGAUGAGGGGUUGUUGUAGAUGGAAAUAACGAGCGAAAGAUUGCAAGCAAUUUGGAACAGCUGCGAAAAAUGCAACUAUAUAGACCCUCUGGCAGGAAUCGCGGCCCUUUCGGUGCAGCGAAUUAUGUAUAUGUAAUCGUGCUUCUUUUUCUACUCGUAAUCUGAAGUACUUUUCAGAAACCUGUACGAACCUUAUUUUAAUGACCAUAAGUAUACGCCGAGUACUCAGUUUGUACUAGCGCGGCAAUAACCAGUACCAGCUCGGCAGAAAUCUUUAACAACUCAGGAUCUCAGCAACAAAAAUAUUAUUUCCUGCUAUGGUAAACUAAACUCUGUUCUGUAUCCACUUUAGGUGCACAUCGUCUUAGUAGCGUCGUAGGUGUUUCUUGGUUGACUGAUAACCAGCUAGCGACAACAGCUGCUGAUUGUUCUGUCAAAAUCUGGGACAUUGUCCAUGCAUGAUAAGAUUGUAACUCAAAGGGAUUGCAUUGUAUGUGUGUUUCAUCUGAGAAAAUAUUGACGGCCACUAUAAUUUGUAUUAAUUUUUACAUAAAAUCAUUCCACUCUUGUUUAUAUAGAAUAAAUAUAAUAUUUUGCAAAGAAUUGGUAUUACAAUUGUAGUUAGAGUCUUGUGGACGAUUUAUUAAUUUCAUCACACAUCCCAUGAGCUUAUUAGUUACGUCAUUGAAGUAUUUGCAUGUCAAUAGUAGAUUUUUUCGCGCAUUCUUAUAAUUAAAAUAAUUAGUCAUUUUUGCAACAUGACACGAAAUUUUGCAUCAGAUUCUGUUACGUUUUGAUGCUUUCUUCCAUCACCAGGUUUACCUUUGUUAUAUACUGUAUCAACUAUUCUUUAGUACAAGGGAUCAUAUAAAAUUAUAAACAUCAUUUUGCGAUGAGAUGUUUGAAUUCUAAUCUGGUAAAUAUGUUUAGUGGCGGCAUAGGGUUAAAUAGUUUUAAUUUGGGUUUUCAGCUUGUUAACGCUGUUCUUGUUACUUUUUCCUCUCUGCCCGGACUGAAGCUUGGUAUGUCGGGGAGUUUUGACACCAGAUCUUCUUUUGCAUCAGCAGGACCGCGAAUUUCGGUUGCUAAAAAACGCAAUUGUUCAAUUCAGAGAGGCUGCUACUGUAUAACCAAAUGUAUAUAGUAUCAUAUAUGUUUACGACUAACAAAUGUACAAAGUUG
Molecule: messenger RNA, 10462 nt
Organism: Paramuricea clavata
Lineage: Eukaryota; Metazoa; Cnidaria; Anthozoa; Malacalcyonacea; Plexauridae
Source: the annotation of a GenBank genome assembly